AUGGUUUAUGGGAAAGGAACAAACUGUGACAAAUUAUGGCGUGCAUGGAACACAAUAUUAAUCACAAUAUUACACAUAUUUCUUAUCUAUGUUGGAAUUAAUCGUUAUUUAGCUUUCAAAUCACAAGCAUUUGAUGCUAAAUUCGGUGGAGCCUGGGAUCAAUCAUGCAUGAAUUUCACGCUGGCUAUGCUUAUUACAACGUUAACAUGUUUUAGCCUUUUUCUAUUAUGUAGUCUCAUACGCACAUCGAAUUAUGCCAAUGAAGGUACACAGAUUGGAAGAGAUACAAAUAACUUGCAUCUGUUAAACUCAACCUGUGCAUGGAAAUCUGGACAACCAAUGAUGAAGUUAACAUCACUCACAGAUCAUCAAAACUGUAUUUAUCCUAAUGCAACAAAUGGGAAUGGGAAUGUAAUGCAAACAUUGAGUAGAAAUGGCUAUAAUCCUGGUGAGGAUGAUCAUGCUUCAGCUAUUGGAACAGAGGAUGUUCUACCUGGUCCUAAUUUUGACACUUGGUCAGGACGUAGUGGAGUGAAUCAAACACUGUAUAACUCUUAUGCACCGAAUAAUCACAAUCAUAAUAACACUUCUACUGUUCAACGUUUAAUCUCCAAUGAUAGCGUGCAGCAUCUGUCUUUUAAGCACAGCCUUCAAUUAUUAUGGCAAAGAUUUAAACGGAAUUUCCUACCAUAUUCAGUUGUUUUACAUUUGAUUAUGGCUUAUUGCCUGUUUAUUCCUAUACCACUGAUGCAAGCACAACAGAUAUAUCAUCGAGCACUACCUGUUGACUGGGUUUGGCGUUCUGAUCUGGAUGUCCUGUUUGGUCUACACAACGUAUUCAUACAGUCUACAGGUCACAGUGAAGCAUUAUCAUCAUCUUCACAGUCUUCAUCGUCUUCACUACCAUCUGGACAAACUUCUAAUCCAUCAUCAGGCACAAAGUUGGAUACUCAAGGAAUUCUUAAAGAAUCCCGCCUAUUAAACAAUGAUAAGUUAGCUUGGGAUGAUCUAAGAGCAAUAUCACCGGAAUUUUUCAAUUUAGCUAUCGCAUUUCUAGUGCUCAGUUUACGUUAUCCAAGUGUAUUUUGGUAUACAAAUCGUGGAUUUUCCUUUGUCUUCUCUUUACUUUUACUGCUGACUGGUGUAAACGCUUUACUGGAAUGCUGUGCAACAUCUAUACUAGUCCGCCUAGGCUGGAAUCAACAUUUACUACCACGUGAUAUUUGGCCUAAUGAAUUAAAACUUGUCACCUUAUCAAAUUUACCUGUGAAAGAUUCAAGUAUAGUAAAAGAUGCAGUCAAAUCGAAUGAACCCUUUGAAGAAAAGUCAGAUUUCGCAGAAAUGUUAAGUGUAGAAUCAAAUGUUACCCUAAGUAUUAUUGGACCAUUAGCUUUGUCAUUUUUUGGAAAUGUCCUGUUUCUUAGCCUUUUCAUCGCAGUAUUCGAGUAUGGUUAUCAUCAGUUUACAGAAAAUCUUGCAGCUUAUAGACAUUAUCUUCUUGGAUCGUGUAAUGCAAACGGUUAUCCACUAAUCAACGGUGGUCUUAUAGCAAAUAGUGAAUUAAUGGAGAGACGUAGUAACUGUGGUGUGAAUGGCAAUGGUUUAUCUUCAGGGAAUGUAUUCAAUCAUACAGUGACAGAGUCAAUACAUUCAGGUCAAAUGAGCGGUGGAAAAUCGAGUCAUUGUCUAGGCAAUGGUAAUGAUACAACAAAUGGUUGGAAUUCACGUAAAAUUCGUGGUUUUGGUAAUGGUGCAGAGUUGUUGCAUACUGGAUGUCGGUGUUAUUUGUAUUCAUAUACACCGCAUAUAUGCGCUUUAAUUGGUAGCUUAAUUGUAUUGGCGUUUAAAAUUCCAAUUAUGUGGGAUUGUAUCCUGGUCUACAAAGUAACACGACAUUCUAUUCUGUUAUUCAAUGUGAUCUCAGGAAUUAUUGUCAUAUUCGUUUGGUUUAUUGCUUGGUUCGCGUUUACACUGAAACCAGCUUGGAAAUUUCAAGUGAAUCUCCCGUUGCAAACUGUAUCAUCUCCAGGAGUUAUGACAGCAGGAUUUCAGCCAGUGAAUUUUAUGCCACCAAUCAAUUAUCAACCAGUAAACGAUAUGAUACACAAUUCAAUGCUCAAUAGUCAAAUAAGACAAACAGCAACACAGGCAACAAACUAUGGACUGACAAUGAAUGGAACAAAUAAUCGGUUGACUGGGACACUGCAUAAUCCGAAUUCAACAAAUAUUCACACACAAAUGACUUUACUCGGUUCGACUGACGAUGGUUUUACGCAUACUGAUGUUAAUGGUGGACAAGCAGUCGGUGUACCAUCUAGUCCAAUCUAUGCAUGUUUUCAUGAUAGAAAUACCGGCUUUUAUGGCAUAUCUGCUAGUGCAUCAAGUAUUGGCUUGCCAGUGAAUGCACCAAUAUUAGUCAGUCCAGAUAUGAUAAAUACUAAUAAUAACAACAGCAAUACUCUUGGUAAUCAUAACAAUGUUAAUAAUUUACUCACUUCACCGAUUGGACCUAAUCAUCAGAUUAACAGUAAUGCAGAUUCACGUAAUGGAGAACUUGGUAGUGAAGAUAUUGAAGCCGGGAGCCGACAAAGUGGAGGAAAUAAUUAUGUUUGUCUUCAAAGUGCACUGAAUUCAAAUAAUGUGCCGAAUUUAAGUCAAGGUAUUCUUGUUGCAGGCAACAUCAAUGCUUCUAAUAAUAAUAACAAUAAUACUGAUGGAACAACUUUACCUACACUAACAACAAUCCCUAUGUCAUCAUCAUCAUUACCUGGUCAAGUUCAAUAUCCGACGCUGAAUUUAUACUCAGGACGUGUCAACACUAACAACAGUAAUAAUGCAACCACCAAUACUCAAAUAUCAUCAAGUUCAUCAGGUCAUGGGGGAGUGGAUGAUGAUGGUGAGAAUUCAACAAAUACAAUACAACCUACAAAUAAAGCGUCUACUCAAGGGGGGACAUCGUAUCCAGGAUAUGGCCUUACAUCUCCAAAGGUGUCACAUUCGAAUUCCUUCUCAUUAUUGAACCGUUUUCCAAAUGUCACAACUGAACAAUACGGGAAUUUUCCAAGAGCUGGUGUUUCAAAUGAACCAAGUUACAUUAGGUCGCAUCAAAAUAAUGCAACAUCUUCAACUGGUGUUGAAAGUGGCUUAAUGAAUCUAAUUUCACAGCAUAAUGACUCUUUACCACCAAUUAAUAUUUCAUCGUCUUCAAAUGGCCCACGGGUAACUUUCAGAGAUGAUAUAAACUCUACUAAUGGAACUGCUUCAUACACCCCAAAUGGACCAACUUUAGCACAUACGAAUCUAUCGGAUAAUAAACCUACUGAGGAGAAAACCACGGAGAAGGAAAAGCCCGCUCCAGUUACAUUUGGUAGUGGCCCAUAUGAUAAUGCAUUCCCGACAACAUUUCGCUCUAGUUUAGUGAUUAAAAGUCAUUUACAAGGAGCUAAUAAAAGUCCAGCAGAACACUCUGAGUUAAACAAGCCAUCGUCAAAUUCAUUCAUGAAUAGUUCAGCCUACAUGAGGCACGGUAAUGGUAGUAACAGUAACAAUACAAAUUUAUACUCUUUAUAUCCAAAUACAAAUGUUAACCAGACAAAUAUUUCAGAGAUGAUAGAAGGCACACUUCAUAAUGGAAAAAAUAGUAAUAGUAGUAGCGAUAAUAAUAAUAACAGUCAUGUUCCCAAUCGACUGGGUGGCAAUAAUGGCAAUGGUACUAAUAAUAAUAAUAAUGGUUUGAUGAUUGGCGACACGUUUGUUGUUAGUGGACAGCCUAGUUCUAUGGAAGAAUUACCGUUAUUACUGUCAGCUCAUUUAUCGACUGAUGAAACCCAAGAGACUAGACUAUGCAGCCAAGUAUAAAGGAUGAUAAUUCUACAAAUUUAUUUUAGUUUAUUUCUCGUUAUGCUUUCAUAAAUCAAGUGUAUCUGUUGCAUUUAUUUCAUCUUAACGUUUUCUCUCCGCAUCACCUCUCUCUCUCUCAUUCCAUCUUAUGCAGUCAUCUUGCUGAAUCUUAUUAUUUGUAUUGUGUUCCGUAAGGUAUUUCAAUGGAACAGACAUUAAUUUCCUAGGGAAAAUCUAUAUGUUGACUGUGUAUGCUGUUACUGUGAUUCCACGUCAGGCUUCAAAAUACCACUGAUGAUAAUUAAUCGAUCAGUUUGUGUUUCCCAACCAACCCCCCUCCACCCCAUUUAUUUCACUGUAUUGUAUUUCAGUGUUUCUAUUGUCAUGGCUUUCUUACGUGUAUUCCUGUGGAUGACAUAUAUAUAUAUCAUUCUGCUCAAAACCC
This is a messenger RNA of Trichobilharzia szidati, 4285 nucleotides long. NCBI's taxonomy places the organism in Eukaryota, Metazoa, Platyhelminthes, Trematoda, Strigeidida, Schistosomatidae. The record is from the annotation of a GenBank genome assembly.